Molecule: messenger RNA, 1387 nt
Organism: Schizosaccharomyces japonicus yFS275
Lineage: Eukaryota; Fungi; Ascomycota; Schizosaccharomycetes; Schizosaccharomycetales; Schizosaccharomycetaceae
Exons: 1
Coding region: 245-1108 (287 amino acids)
Source: RefSeq, a predicted model, not a curated record
UUGGCGAUUAUUGUUUUUAGUGGCAACGAUUUCUAGAGUGUUAAAUCCAGCUGAAAUCCUACUACGAGAGAAAUAUUUUGUGCUCAAUUAACUGAUAUUUGUCGAGUUGCAAAGUUGAUUCUCUUUGUGUGAAAUAUUUAAACAUAAAUUGAUUUUGAGGCUCUGUGAUUUCCGUUGAUUGUUCAUAAAGGCUUACCUUUAGUGAUUCACUUUCAUUUUCUUAACUUUUACUUUGUUGUUCACAAUGGGACGCGCCGAAGCAGGGACACCAAAAGCUAUUUCCAAUGCUUUAAAAAGUAAGGGACUUCAGCGAUUACGCUGGUAUUGUUCUGCAUGUCAGAAGCAAAUGCGAGAUGAAAAUGGAUUUAAAUGUCAUACCCAAAGUGAAAGCCAUGUUCGGCAAAUGAACCUUAUCGGUGAAAAUCCAACAAAAUAUAUUCAAAACUAUUCAAGUCAGUUUUUGCAUGAUUUUAUCACUCUUUUACGGACAUCUCACGGAGAAAAAAAGAUUCAUUUUAAUCAAUUCUAUCAAGAGUACAUCCGCGACAAAAAUCAUAUUCACAUGAACGCUACCCGUUGGCAUACUUUAUCCGAAUUUUGCAAAUAUCUGGGCCGUGAGGGUAUUUGCCGUGUUGAGGAAACGGAAAAGGGGUUCUUUAUUGCAUAUAUCGAUAAGAAUCCCGAAGCUUUGAAAAGAGCUGAUGCGCUGAGACGUAAGGAACUUCAAGACAGAUCAGAUGAAGAGCAGAGACAACGGUUGCUUAAAGAACAAAUUGAAAGAGCCCAUCGUCAAACAGAACUAAAUAAAACAGAUGUUCCUCGAAUUCUCGAACGUAAACAAUCAGAGCCUAUUCAAUUAAAAGUUGUCUCGAAAUUACAGCCCGAAGCUAAUUCGGCCGCAACUAAGAAUGCGGAGGCCAUAAAAGGAAUAAACAUUUCCAUGUCAGCGCCUACGACAAAACCAACGGCCUCAAAACGCAAAAAUGUAUUCUCUUCAAUGGGUAAACGGAAACAUCCCUCUGGUUCAGCUGAACAUGCACCCGACAAAAGACGACCUCCUAGCGCCAUUGAAGAAAUUAUCUCCAGAGAAACUCGGGGGCGACGCUGAAUUGGUGAAUUUCUAUAGAUAAAUUUUUGUUUCUAUUCACGAAGCCACUUACAUCUGCUAUUUGUUUGUGAAUAAAUUACCAAACUGGCAUUAAUGAAUUAAUUUUGUUCGUUACAUACGUUUAUUCCAUAAUGAAUUUGUUCAAACCGUUGAAAGUAUAGUUACAGUUCUUUGGUCAUCCAUAAUACAACGACAGAACAUCAUCGAGAUUAUAAACUCAUUACGAUUUCGAAGUGUGUACCCGGAAAUUCCAUUUACUAAGGUUUGUCUAUUCUUGUC